Messenger RNA from Dunckerocampus dactyliophorus (ringed pipefish), 1180 nucleotides. It is a transcript of the gene srsf5b, whose product is annotated as serine and arginine rich splicing factor 5b. The record is from RefSeq and is a predicted model, not a curated record. NCBI's taxonomy places the organism in Eukaryota, Metazoa, Chordata, Actinopteri, Syngnathiformes, Syngnathidae. The transcript has 8 exons. Gene Ontology annotation, cellular component: ribonucleoprotein complex; cytoplasm; nucleus. Gene Ontology annotation, molecular function: mRNA binding. Bases 166 to 1098 code for a protein of 310 amino acids.
UCCGGCUUCUGCAGUGUCACGUGGGGUGGUUUGUGUACAGUUUGGCUUGAGGCGUGCACACAAACUCCAUUUUGUUUCGUUUUAGCAUUCGACGUCUAUGGUGACCGACAGACAGGCAAACAGAUAGCACUCUGAACGCAACGUCAAAGAUCACUGAUUUAAAAAAUGAGUGGAUGUCGUAUAUUCAUCGGCCGGCUAAGCCCUUCUGCCAGAGAGAAGGAUGUGGAGAGAUUCUUCAGAGGUUACGGCCGCAUCCGGGACAUUGAUCUGAAGAGAGGCUUUGGCUUUGUGGAGUUCGAUGACCCCAGAGAUGCUGAAGACGCCGUGUAUGAACUUGACGGCAAAGAACUUUGUAAUGAAAGGGUGACCAUAGAGCACGCUCGUGUGCGUCUGCGGGGCGGCCGAGGAGGAAGAGGAGGGAGCAGUGGCGGCGGCGGUGGUGGAGGAGGCCGCUUCUCUGAUCGUUACGGUCGCGGCUCUCAGAGCAAUCGGAGUCGAAACCCGCCUCCGAUGCGCACUGAGAACCGUCUGAUUGUAGAGAACUUGUCCUCCCGUGUCAGCUGGCAGGACCUUAAAGAUUUCAUGAGGCAAGCUGGAGAGGUGACAUUUGCUGAUGCACACCGACCUAAACUCAACGAAGGAGUGGUUGAGUUUGCCUCUUACAGUGACCUGCAAAAUGCACUUGAUAAACUGUCUGGAAAGGAAAUCAAUGGCAGGAAAAUCAAGCUCAUUGAGGCAGCCAAGAAGAGGUCGAGGAGUCGUUCGCAGUCGGACAGUUCCUCUCGCUCCCGUUCCCGCUCCCGCUCUCGUUCUCGUUCCCGCUCCCGCGAUCGUUCCGCAUCCGGCAGUCCCAGACGCUCCUGCAGCCCAGCCAAGACCUGCAGUCGCUCCCGCAGCGGCUCCCGCAGCGGCUCCCGCGGCGGCUCCCGCGGCGGCUCCCCCAUCGCCAACGCGGCCUCCCCGAACUCCAAGUCAGUGGAUCCAAACAAACAAACGAGCGCGUCUGCAAGCCCGCCCCCUGCUCCUCCUCACGAGAAAGGCUCGGCCUCUCGCUCACGUUCUCGUUCACGCUCACCUUCCACUGAUAGCCAGCGCUAAGAGCCGUCUAGAUUCUCAUUGGAGCCAUUAACAGUACAUACAGAAUACAUUUGAAGGGUUUUGCCUGCUGGCUCGACAAAAA